AUGAAAUGGCCAAUAUUGAAGAGUCAAGAGGACAAAAUAUUCGCUUUAAAUAUAAUCGGUCUAAAUAAUAUCAUCACUAUUCGUAAAACUUUUGAUAAGCCGCGGUUAGGGAUCCUUAAUACGAAUGGAGAGUGUUAUGGAUUCAUAUUUGUUGACUAUUUAUGGUUUUUGAGACAACUCAGAGAUAUAAUUGAUGAUCACCUCAAAGAGAUAGAUUAUACAUUCAUUGAGAGAAAUGGAUGGCCAGUGGCUACUAACCAGGAGCGCAUGCUAUCAGUUUGGGAUAUUAUAGUUAAUCAAAACAUAUACAUCAGAAGCGGUUCCAUAAAACUUUCAAAUAUAGUCUCAAAUGGAGACAUGAAUAGACCCAUUGAUGAUAUGCCACAAUCAAAGCUUAUGACAAUCAAUGGCAGUAAACCACAGGCCAAUGAAGACUUACAACAAGUUAGUUAUUAUACUACCGGUAUGAAUACAUACAAAUCCGUGGAUUUGGUACAAGCCGACUCAACCGGAGUUAUUUCUCCCGAUAAGAACUCCAAAAACAAAUCAUUUAAAAAGGGUUUUAAUGUUAGUAUCAGACAAACACAGACACAAACUCGAGUGAAAAGUAAAGUGGUUCGGAUUAAAUCAAAGGAUUUAUUAACACCUAGCAAGGGAUGGGUUAUGUUAUCCUAUUGUCGACAAGAAGCGGCUCAACACGCAAUUGAUUUAAAACAAAAAUUGAGACAAUUGGGAUUCAGUGUAUACUUGGAUGUACACGAAAUCCAAACGGGCAGUGAUUGGCAGGACUCACUCAAUGAAGCGGUCAGAGGAUGUAAAGUGUUUGUACCACUCGUGACACCCAUACACCUGGCCACCGGAUUGUUUAGCCAUACAGUUCGCAACAACUCAGUUAAGGGUCCAACUGAGAAGAUUGAUUUGGUGAAGUCGUGGCACGAAAAGCAUAGGGAAUGGGUUUCACAACUCAUAUCAGAACAGAUUGAGAAGAAGAAAUUGUUUCAUUCCGAACAAAUCAAAGCACUUCCGGCACCACAAAGAGCACUGGAAAUGAUUGACGGACCCAAGGAGUCGGACGAUGAUAAGCCAUUGAUUGUAAUCGUCGCACAUCCCCAACAAAACACUGUCGUCUCUCAGAUUAAAUCAUAUUUUUCUGAUGAAUACAACGUCUGGUGCUCUACUGAUCUCCCCGAUGGAAGUCUUAUUGAUGAAGAUUUGACUAACAAUUCUCCGCCUUUUACUCCAAACCAUUUGGCGACCAUUGAUGAGGGAUCGGAGACUGAUGGCAAUGUCUUCACUGAUGGCAAUGAGUACAAAGAUCUUCAAAAUCUCGCUCGAAAUAUCAUAGAAACGAAGAGAAAUAACAAACAGCGCCCGAAAUCCCUGCCCCCCAAUGCGGACCUUACUAUCGAACCCAAGAGACCAUUAACUCGAAUGGCAUCCCAAUCCAGUGAAACGAAUCAUUUAUCUUCACUAACACCUGAAAAAGUGGAUCGAAUGAAGAUAUUUCAGGAACAGAUCAACUCUGCCGGAGUAGUCAUCAUAAUCUGCUCCGAAGCCUAUUAUAAGUCGAGAACAUCUCAACAACUGAUCUUUUAUUGUGAACACCGAAAGAAAAUGAUUUUAAUUCGUUGUGAUGUGAACUCCACUUCAAUCCCCCAAUGGUUCUCAAAUCUGGUUAAAGAGAACGGAACUCUUGUCAGUUAA
Messenger RNA from Oppiella nova, 1704 nucleotides. Lineage: Eukaryota; Metazoa; Arthropoda; Arachnida; Sarcoptiformes; Oppiidae. The record is from the annotation of a GenBank genome assembly.